ACUGAAUUUAAUAAUAGAAUUUAAUUUGAUCGAAGCGAUAAUUUACAUUGUGGAUCAUGAAUUAAAUGAGGAUUUUUCUUGGGAGAAAGUUGGGAAGGGGGUUGUAUUAUUUCAAUUUUGAAAACCCAUGGGGAUCUAUUCUGUUUUAUUCCGUCAAAGGUUUCUCAAGGAAAAUAAACAUUUAAAUUGACGUGAGACCACAUGUUUAAAGCAUGUAUAAUGUGUUAGAAAUGAGAUAAAAUUAAAAUGAGGUUUAGUGCCAACUCUUGUGAAUCAAGCAGACUACUGAAGAAAGUUAGUUUUCCCAUAUAAAUAUUCUAAUCCUCGUUAUACACGUAGUUUAAUUGCUAUAGAUAACUCGAAAUUAAAACCAGAAAACGAGGUGGGUAGAACAUCUAUACAAUAAAUGGGGGGUGGGGUAAUAUUUGUUUAAAUGAUACGCUUAUAACUUUUCUCCUAAGAUUUGAAAUGAAAUGAAAGGGAUGCUUUUUCUGCACCAAUCGGGCUAAAGCGGCUCAUACACACACAAACAUUUUCCUCAAUAGUAUUGAUGUCAAAUUAUUUGAUGUGUUUUUGAUCGUGACGGCCUAAAAGUAUAUUGACGGGCCUAUUCUAGAUAGAUAUUUUUUGCGCAAACCAUCAAUAAGGCUAGCGCAAGAGCACAAUGUGUAGAGCAAACAUCAAACUGCCAAUACUAUUGAGAUCAAUACUAUUGAUGAAACAGUUUGUGGGUGCAGUUGCAAGAAUCACAUAGCAGGUAUCAUGGCGUUCAUAUGGACACGUGGAAAAGAUUUAAUAAUCCUCACAAAAUUGCUAUUAUGUGUACUAUGUGAUAAUGGCAAUUCAAGCUUGAUACAAAAACCAUAGAAUAUUUUGAAUUCAUCAUUUAAUUUUUGGUAUUUGUAGCAUGCAGAUGCUAAAAGAGAGAAUACUCUGGCAUACUUAAUAUGGUAUCAGACAGCAAACACAUUAGCAAAAUCCCUUCUGUGAGUUAUCAGUUAGGGUCCGAUUGGACCCCAUGUUCCUGUCAAGCGCCGGGACUGAUUUGCAUGUAACAUAACUCUGCGUGUGGGAGGCAGAUAUGGAUACCCAUCUCUUCACUACGUGUAAAAAUGUAUAGCAGACAAAGUCACUAAAUUUCAGAAAGCAGUACCCAAUAGUUAUUACAAAACACUAUAAAACAUGUGCAUGGGGUCCACGGAGACCCCACGUGCACCGACAAGGAUUAAUGAAGACGGGGUUCUUUUACCUACACGGGUGGACCUCAGUUUUACAUCCCGCCAGUACUACUGACAAGGGGAAACCAGGUUGCAAAAUUCAGAGGAACUUCUCGGCCAACACUGGGAUCGAACCAAAGACCUAAUGGUUUGUGGGCCAGCACCAUACGCACUGAGCCAUCACGACUCCCUCUUAGCCAAAUAUCAACAACAAAAACAACAAGAUGCACUUAAUUCAGACCAUAAACACGUUACACAUUUCAGAUGCGACAAAAUUACUGGUUUAGGAGCCCUAAAGACCUAAACAGGUCGCCACAGAGUCCCCUCUAAUAGUGGGGCGAGGUUUGGUAUUUGAUUAAAUAUGCUGAUUAGUGAAGUUUGAAUGUCCAGCACAUUUCAUAAUCAAAAUAAUAGGACCAUAGGCUGAUAGAAGAAUUUGUAAUACUAUAAGGUUUUCAAGUUUAAGAAUACACUGUUUUGUUUACUGUAUCGGGGGCACUACCUAUUAUGGUUGACAGUUGGGAGUCGUGGUAAAUAGUUGCAGUCAUGUUAAACUUGGUGUGGUAAUACUACAUUAGUACAGAUUAUAGCAAGAACUUAAGAUGUAUAUGGGAAGUGCGUUUGAAGUGCAAAUAAGAUUUUGGGUUAAUCAGGUGUCCUAAAAAUAAACCGGUUCAGUGGCGUCAAGUCUGGUAAACUUAAAGUUUCUAUAUAGUCCUUCCAGUUAAUUCUUAGAAAACAGGUGCGCGGUUUCCAUAUUAUUAAUACCUUGUGUUUGAAUCUAGGGUAAAGUUUUUGCAGAUGAACAAUAUUGUAGAGUAUACCUCGUUAUUCCCUGGGGUAGAGUAAAAGAACUGAACGGACUCCGAUUCCUCACACACCAUUGCGCCACACUGGACAGAUUUCAACGUUGGUUGUAUAUCAGCCGCGUCGGAAUAGAGGUUGAGUCAGACAUCAUUUAGCGUUUCUGGAGACACCCAGAGUUUCUAAUGCGAUCACGUGGGCUUUCAGAAUAUAGAUCUGGGUUAUCGUGGGUCUUUAGACUAUUGAUUACAGCUUAUAUGUUAUACCAUAACUGUUUCUUGUAAUACUGUUAUAUAAACAAGUAGUUACAAGAACACGGCUAUCUAGUUUUAACUAUUAGAAAAUGCAACGUGAAGUCCAUAAAGAAGUGAAAAUAUUGAAGUCCAUACGGAAGUUCAAAAAAUAAGAAACCAGGAUCGCAAGAUAGCCUUACACUACUCACACUAAUCUUUGAAAGCCGAGGACAGUAUCACAUCUUGGAAGCCCGUGAUCUGUCUAUUUGGUUGCCGUGGAACUUGGAAUAGUGUCACAUUGCCUGAUUUGGAGUCCGUGACUAGGACUAUAGUGCCACUCUGUAUAUAGUGUCACACAGCGUGGCCGUGGUGUCACAUUGCCGAUUUGGAGCCGUAGUAUAGGAUCAACAUGACCACAGUGCCACACUAUAAGUGAACCAUGUUUCAUUUUAUGUUUGUUGAUAUUUAUUAGAAAGUAAAGAAAUGUAAACGUAAGAUUUCGAGCAGCAAGAGAUUGCCGAACGUGGAUUUUACGGUCUCUCUGCUCCUGGAACUUGAAACAUGACAAUCAUUAUCUGAGAAUAGUAUAGUACAGACCCGCUAUGUCUUUUUUAAAAUAAUCCAGGGGAUUAAUUUUGGAUUGGUGACAACCUUGGUAAACUUAAAUGUUACAAUAUUUUUAAAUUUUGUUACUGUUUUUGUCUUCGGAGUCUAUGAUUUUGUUUGAUUCUAUAGUUGCCUAGGCUAUGACCACUUCUAAUAGUUUACACUAGGGUCGUACUAUUUCUACUUCUAGCAGAAGAGUGUAUCGAGAUCAUGGCUUCAGAGCCUAAAUAAAUGAUUUCCCAGGAAACAACGUCUGACAAUAGUGUGGACUUGAUAAAUUUCACGUUUCUGUGGUUGUUUAGAGAAUGUAAACAAAGCAGGCCUUAUCAUAUUGUUGACAAUAUCAUGUAUAACAACAAUAAUCCUAUUGUUGAAAUCUUAAACAUAGCUUUAUGACGAAUGUUAUUGUGUACCUUUUUUUCUUUUUCAUCUCCUAAAUAACAUUUUCUCUGCCAACCCAGGUUAAAUGCAAAUAAUUAUAUUUUCAACAUGAUCAUCUGGCAGAUAUUGCUAUAAACUAAUAACAUAAAAUGGAGUAAAGAUCAUCUGAUUGCAAAAAAGGGUUAUACUCUUGCUCUCACUUUAAAAGUAAGCCAAUUUUAACAGUAAUAUGUGUACGUUUAUCUAUAUAUGACGUCUUCAAAGAUAAAGAAAAUGUCUAGCAAGCGGUGUAGCAAGGCUUUAAUUUCUCUUUAAGAACGAAUGCCAUGUUUGUUUUCUUUCAGAGAAGGAAAUGAUGUUCUGUCGGGUAGCAUUUGACCAAUGCGAGCUAUUCACGAUUAACAGUUUUGAAAUUUCACUGUUCAACGCAACACAGCCUGAAAUAGACAGUCUUUAUUUAUCUUCAUUGGCUUAACUUAAGAAAUCCCGGUUUCAAUAAAAUACCUCCAUAUUCUCUAGUUGUUUGUUAGGAAGCAAGUGAUUAAUUAAACGGUACAUUUAAACAUUGCAACCAUUACUGAACAGAGUUAAGCCAUGGGGUUAAAACAACUCACAUUGGUUUCGUAUACGGUAAAAAUCAAAUCAAAAGUCAGUCCCUUUGAAGGACUUCAUUGCAUUUGCCACAACUGGAAUUGAAUCUUGACACUGACUGCUUAAUGUGACAUUUUGAGGUUAAAAAUUUUAUUCAGUGCUUUCUUUGUGCAUGUGUCAUAUGCAUGGGUCAUGUUGAUUUGAUACCCGACUGUUUAUAUUGUUUACAAGCGCAUGUAGUACGCUGGUUAAACAACAUACCUGCAACACGAUCGAUAUGAAUGUUUGUUGAAUGUAAUCGUGAAAAAUAUCGAUUAGGGAGCUGCAAAUAAAUAAAGAGAAUGGUCUAGUCAACGCUGUACUUACGCCAUUUUGAUGCCAACAUAAUAUGUAGUGGUUAUGAUAUAAAGGGGGAGGUGGUCUACUCUUCUAAACACAAACUAAAUGGCAUAUAAAAAUUACAAACUAAUGAUAUCCGAAUAUCAAGACCAAUACUUGUAUUGUCAUUUGCACAAAACAUCUGUCUCAACUGUUGACUUUGAUUUCCAUUCGAAAAGUGUUUAUUAAUUACACAAAUUAUAUUCAAUUAAUUCUUAUGUCAGCAAUUUGGAGUAUUUUCGAAUUCUUGAAUCUUCGGACUAUCAAAUGAUUGUUCUGCUCCUAAAUCAUAAACAGCUGGAUGGAAUUCAGCCAAAUUUGGUAAACAUAUUGCUUGAAUGAAGUUUAUUGAGAUUCGUUCAAACAAAGUAGUUCGUCCUCAUAGAUGCCAUUCAUGACACUUUGAUGGAGGUACGUUUAAAUACAUUUUUCGCUUGACGAAUUGUAACAAAUUUGGUAUAUAAUACGAUGCAUGUGCGUUGUUAUUUUUAUUCGAAUUUGUUCGGUGGAUAUGACAAAGUAAGAUAUAAAAAAAGUGAUAUAAAUCUUUCACUUCAUCAUGCGAAUUUUACUCAGAGUGGUUCAGGAGUGUAACACUCGCUUUCCGUGUACGAGUUUCCGCCGGCGAAAAAGUCGGUGUAAUGCAAAUGCAAUGGGAUCGUUUCCAUGUAGGCGUUUCAGCUCGAUGAACGACUUUUCCGCGACUUUUUUUCUCGCGUAAAGUUUGCUCAUGCAUGCCCAAGCGGGUGUUUACUUUCUGGCGUUCAGACACGGGUUCUCUUCCACUAAGCCAAUCAACCACUCUUGUUGCUGCAGAUUCAGCUUGCAAAUGGCAGAUAUUUUGGACAUUGUAUUAUUAAAAUGGCGAGGACUUAACUUAAACAAUGAUGGGUUCAUGCUGUAAAGAGAAAUCACCUAUGUGGGAUGCCCCAAACGUUUCAGCGAUUUUUCUGUACACAUGGAAAUACAAAAAAUCACGCUCAGAAACGUUGUAUACACUGGCGGAAGCAAGACCAUGAAAAGCGGGCCUAACCGAUUCAGGUUUAUCCACCGGUUUUCACGAUAUAUUGUGAAAUCGUCCAAUACUGUGAUGGAACGCACUGUUACUUAUCAUUUGAUAAUUACUCAAAACAUUACAUGGGAGUCACUAACCAGGAGGUGCGAUGUUCGAUCCCAGUGUUGACCGAGAAAGUGCCUCGGAAUUUUGUCAGUGGAAAGACACAGUUCCUUGUCGUUCAGAUGGGACGAAAGCCGUAAAAGAACUCUUGAUCAGAAUAGUAAGCGGAAAAGGCUGUUUUCCCCUUGUCAGUGGUGCUGGGCAGACGCGACGUCUAGUUGUUCGAAUACAAUAUUAGUAAAGUACUAAAGAACCAUUGCCGGGUGUUAUUGCCUCUGUUCCCGAAACGUUUAAAGGACAGAAAUUCUUCAACAUGCACCAGGAGGAACCCUAUCGAGGAAAGCUUGCGGCUACAGAGGCUUCAAACAUCGAAAACGUACUCAUCCUUUGAACAUUUAUCACUAACCAUCACACCUGCAUCAAAACCGCUAACGAUUAUCUGUGUCUACAGACAACCUCCUUCAAGUAAAAAACAAAUCUACUGAUACAGACUUUGUAAAUGACUUCAAUAAUCUCUUUGAUUGCAACGAAACAUCGUUAUCGCUAGUGAUAUUGAUGUGCACUUUGAUUCUCCUAAUUAAAAAUUUACGAAACGUUUCUGUGAACUUUUGGAUGUUCACCACCCGGUACAAACCAUUAUUCAACCGACACAUCUAUCAGGACACACCUUGGACUGGGUUGCUUGCCGUUAUCCUGGUCUUAUUCAUAAUGCGGAUGUCGUUGACAAGAUAAUAUCUGAUUGAAGAAUUUAAUAUUGAUCUUCUGAACAGCACUAUACUCACAAAAUGUUCAAAUGAUGUUGAUUAUAUGGUAGCUUUACUCAAACAAUUAUUACUUGACCUCCUCGACAAACAUUGAUAAAAUCUACAAGAUUCGUCAUGGCCUUGGCUCUGUUAAUACACAGGGGUGGGAUGACAGUAUGUCCAUAGUUUCAUCACUUCAAUUUGGCUCUUUUAAUCCUGUUUCAUCUAAGAAGAUAAGGAAGAUAAUAAUAGCCCAGUCCAAACCAACAUCAUGCUCUUUGUACGUCAUACCGACACAUUUCUUGCUAAAAAUUCUGAAGAUCCCUUUGCCCAUUAUUUCUAAUGGGAGUUUGCAGUCUGAAAUGUUACCGGAAAGUUUUAAAAUUGCAGUUGACAAACCUCUUAUAAAAAAAAGUCGACACUCGACCCACAUUUGCUGAAGAAAUAUCGGCCAGUAUCAAAUCUGACCUUGUUCCAAAGUUCUGGAGAAGGUUGUUAAACAGCAGUUCCUUAGCCAUUUAGAAAAAUUUCAACUCCUUGAGGAUUUCCAGUCAGCUUAUUGCGUUGGUCUCAGCACUGAAGCAGCCCUUUUAUGUGUCCUGGAUGCCAUAAAAUUAUUUGUUGAUUCAGGAAAUUUCGGAGAGUUGGUCCUUUUGGAUUUAUCAUCAGCUUUCGAUACUAUUGAUAACGGCAACCUACUGGAUCGACUCUCAUCAAACUUUGGAUUAACUAGAUCCAUUCCAAAAUGGUGCCUAUCUUAUCUCACUGGACAAUAAUUUCAGUAUGUUAAAGUUAACAGCUCAUCAUCAAGUCAUCAACAGCUAUCAUGCGGUGUCUCCUAAGGAUCCGUUUUGGGACCCAUAAUCUUCACAAUGUAGAUGAAGACUUUGGAUGAACUAAUUCAUGAUCACAAUUUGCUGUAUCUAUAUUUAGAAAUCAUUUGGAUCCAGAACUUUUCGAUACAGUGCGUCUAUUGUGUGGACUGUGGAAAAUAUCCAACAAUGUGAUUCUGGUUAUUUAGUCACUACCAUUAACUUUUUCUAGCGCUAAGUGCAUUCCCUAGUGGAUUGAAUAGUUGUGCGAUACAAAUAUUAUUAUUAUUAAAACUGUGCUGGGAUAUUCAGUCACACCGACUUGAUCCUUUGACUCGCAUGCAGAAAUUUGUUAGAGAUGUGUAUAUUCGUUGCCUAAUAACGUUAUGUUUUUAUUUGCAGGGACUCGGUAAGUCGAAGAGCACACCAUGUUCCUUCGGUGCGUGUAGUAUCCAUUGGUUGCCAUGGCAUCUUUAACGGAAGGAUGAACAUGUUGAACUCAAAUUGAGUUCUGCGCGGUUUAAGUGUUUACAUUUCUUAUAUUUACAGAUUAAUUGAAGACUGGUAGUGAGUGGUAUUUACUGAUCGUGUGUUCUUCAGUACAACUGGUGAUCACAGGAUAGUGUGUUUGGUUCUUGGAUUGUGUGUUAAAAACCCAGGAUAGUGUGAUUGAUCGACGAUUACGUGAUUUACCUUUGUAUGUUUGAUUGGCCAUGGGAUGGUGUGAUUGAAUCACUGUUAUCGCCACCCGUGAAAAGAAUGAUGAUGAAAAGAAGCAACGAUUGAAAGAGUUUUGAAUUGUGUGUUGUGUAUAGAUGUUUGUCGUUUAACUAUCCUAUUGCAUGAACAUGUAAAAACCAGCCUUAAUUCACAAACGAUAACUCGCCACUGAAAAGACGGUUUAGACUCAAGGAGUUGCAAAUAUAAAUUCUUGAAACCCUGGCACUCAUGAAAUAACCCCCAUCUCCAUCCCCACUCUUCUAUAAAUAAUAAUCUAAAAUGUGAAAUGACAAAAAGCGUACUUAUGAAAUAUUAGUAAACCCAAAGUAGUCCUAAAUCUAAUUUUUCAAAAUGGUAGUUUUAGCCGAAUACUCCGAUUUAAUUGCGGUUCAUAAAACUAUUGAAAAAAUCGCCAUUAUAAAGGGCUCUGUUAUAAAUGAUAAUAUUAAUUCUGUUAAGAAUAAUGACGGUGAGUUAAGUUUAGAACAAAUUGUAGGGAUAGCCAUAACAGCGGUGAUGGUACCUUUUAUUUUGUUAAGUAAUAUUUUAGUUAUCGUGGCGGUCAAAAGAUUCAAAAGACUGCAAAUUCCAACUAAUUAUUUUCUUGUUUCUCUUUCGGCAGCGGAUAUUUUUAUAGCAUUGGUCAUACCAUUUUUUAUGGCGGUAGAAGUUUUGCAAGGUGACAUCCGCAAUGUCUAUAUUUGUCUGUCACCUAAUAGAGUAUUAGUGAUGGCGUGUGGCGUGUCCAUCUUGACAUUGGCGAUUGUUGCCUACGAUAGAUACACGGCAUUGUUGCAGCCUUUAGAAUAUAUCAACAUAAUGACGGUAAGAAAAAUUGUUUCGCUCGUUGCCCUUUCCUGGGCUUAUUCGGCUGCUAUAUCUUGGCUACCCCUUUUUGUAGAUUGGCAUGAUGGCAUAGAUCAAUAUAACGUUUGUUCGUUUAAGCUUCUCUAUAGUAAUGCACACAUACUAUUUUUAGGUGUUGUAUUUGGUCCGGCUUGUGUGGUAAUCUUCUUCUGCUAUUCGCGGAUAUACGCGGUUGCCAAGUACCACGCCCGUGCCAUAGCGGCGGUGGAAACUUCCAUCCGACAUAACCUAGAACUAAGCUACAUCAUGAAAGACACUAAGUGUGCUAAGACAUUGGGGUUGGUGAUAGGUGUAUUCUUGUGCUUGUGGUUGCCAUAUUUAGCUUUUCUUGUGAUUGAUAUGUGGUUAGAGCAACCGGUGAAUGAGUGGCUGAGGAACUACCUGGCUUUACUGGCAUUCCUUAACAGCGGUCUGAAUCCCUGGGUUUAUGCCUUUAAAAAUAAUGAAUUUAGAGCAGCUUUUAGGCGGAUCAUCAGAGAGCACUGCCUAUAUAGACUUUGUGAAAGCUCCGAGCGACGUUCUAGCACGGGAUCGGACAUCAGUAUAUUUCAGGGACCGGGUCAUGCUCUCUCUAGAACAAACAGCCGAAUGUUGGCACCAGAUGUGUUCCAGACCAAAACCAAGAUGGAAGACGUUCUACCAGCGUCGGACAUUACGUUAUACCGACAUUUCUUGCCGAUGCCUAAAGUCAAUCCUCACAGUCUGUUUCCCAGCCUUGUCAAACCACCUGUAUCGAGGAUAUUGGAAAACACUGUGAUUGCUCAUCGACCGGAGAACUGGUGGAAAGAGCACGACCAACAACAUGCCGGAAAGACAUCUAAAUCGUAAUGGAUGAUACAUGGUGAAAUUCAAAUAGAUGAUACAUGGUGAAAUUCAAAUGAGUGAUACAUGGUGAAAUUCAAAUGAAUGAUACAUGGUGAAAUUCAAAUGCAUAAUAAUGGUGGAAAUAUGGUGGGCAUGGCCGAGAUGGCGGAACUUAAGCAAACGAGAAGAAAAGAGGUGGAUAUCAAUUUAGUUGAAAUUGAUUAUGAACAUUUUAAGGCCAUCUGAGACGUCAGUAUGACUAAAUGGACAUUUUGCCUACAUUUAAUUUUAAGUGGGAAGGAGAUGUAAAACAUUUGUGUUUAACCUAUGAAAGUAUGUGCAUGUUUGGACAUCAUAGAGAAUUAAAACGGGUUAGUGAUGAAGUACGCGUUACGCGCGAGAGAAACAUUUUAAGCAGAUGGAACUUCAAAAUAUCAAUUGAUUGAAAGUGUUUAAACUUUGUGUUUCCUUGUAAUAUUGGGGAACUGUGAAUGUUUUAUCAAAAUGUAACCACGGAUUGUGUACAUGAAUCUGCGAAGAGAAAGGAAGAGAAUCAUUCAAAAUAUUUUUAAAUUGUAUGACAAAUUGUAUUGUAUUUAUUUGUUUGAGAUAUGUAUGUUAUAUAGUGUGUUUAUCGUGUUUUUUCGUGUUUUAUCUUGAUAACAAUUUGUGUUCUGAGUAGCGUCUUCAGUAAUGUAAAAUUAUGAAUACAAAAUCUGUGUUUAUUAUUCACAAUGUUAAGACACGCAUAUCAACCGGCUAUUUAAUCAACGGAUUUUGUCUUAAUGCCACUUGAUAAAUACGGACAAGGAUUUCACAUCACAACACGUCGCUCAUUAUAGAUGGAAAACUAAGGCUAUCGUCCCAAUCCUAUUUUUUUAUGUUAGUUGUAUUCUAGUUUUUACCAGAAUCGUCCAAAGAAUAUUGCUUACCCAAGUGAGCGACAGAGACUGCUAAUGUAGCCAAGGAACCAACCAUAUGUCGCAAUCACUUGACAUUGUGAUGGUUGUCACCUUUAUUCUACACACUGAAGACCUUGAACACAUUUAUUUGCAAAUAGUUAAUGUAUUUCAAAGAGAUUACAACAAAUUAUUUAUUAUACCUAUGAUGAACAUAAUUAUCUUAAAGAAAUGGAGCCUAUUUGAAUUAGCUCAAAAUAAAGGUUUAAAUCGCUUGAUCUGAUGUACUGUUUCGAAUAUUGACCGUGUCAGAUCUGUUCGAUGAAAUUCACUAAGAAGGUAAUAACCAGAAGUCAAUCUGCUUACUAAUUUUUUAUUUUAUUUUGGGAUAACCUGUUGACAGGCUCAAUAUACAAACAAUAUACAAAAAUCUAGAAAGAUAUAAACAAAACAACACUAUUCGUCAAAAAUUAACUAUAUUCUUUGAAUACAAACAACCGAAUAGUGAUUAUUGAACUGUCACACUAAAAAUAUGUACAGCUUUAUUUUUCAAUGUGUUCGUGAUACAUUAUCAUUGUUUGAAAAUAAACAACAGUAUCGACUCUAAA
Molecule: messenger RNA, 10780 nt
Organism: Patella vulgata (common limpet)
Lineage: Eukaryota; Metazoa; Mollusca; Gastropoda; Patellidae
Product: tyramine/octopamine receptor
Exons: 2
Coding region: 7954-9297 (447 amino acids)
Biological process (GO): adenylate cyclase-activating adrenergic receptor signaling pathway
Cellular component (GO): membrane
Molecular function (GO): G protein-coupled receptor activity
Source: RefSeq, a predicted model, not a curated record